AAACAGGGACGUGAAUUCGUAUAGUAGGAGAGGGAGAGACUAGGAAGAUAAAUCACACAAAAUCUAUAUUUAAAACGAUAGAGACCUGACUUCAUAAAUCCAGUAUCUGAACUCACGUUGUACGUUCUAGUUGCACAUAUGAACUUUACUAAACGAUGAAAAUGCACCGCUCGAUCUUCCUCGGGAGGAAAAAUAGAAGACCGACAUCCCCUCCCUUGAAACAAAGGUCAAAGUUCACAGGAAGCUGGGGGGCUGCCAUUUUUCCUUGCAAACAUUUUUAGAUGUAAAAGAGACAAGGGUGGUCGUCGUUGAGUGUAUACUAUAUAUGUUUUCUUUUUAAGAUUUUCUGUAUUCAAGUAUCCCACCCCUUUCUAGACGCGUCGUUGUUGAAUGAAGACGAGAUGGAAAGGAUAGCGGAGCAAUCGUGGAAUUCGUCCUACACCUACCAGGUGAGCAAGCACAGCGCUGAGAUGCUACACAACCUUAACGUCCAGAGAAAAGAUGGAGGAAGGUUUUGCGAUGUGAUCUUACGUGUCGGAGAAGAGAGCUUCCCUGCUCAUAAGGCGGUGCUAGCGGCGUGUAGUGAAUACUUCGAGUCGGUAUUCAGUUGCCAGGCAGAAGGCGACGGCGAGGCGAAGGAGUUGGAGAUGCACACCAUCAGCCCCAAAGUUUUUAAAGAUAUUUUGGACUUUGCGUAUACCUCUAAAAUUGUGGUACGGCUGGAAUGCUUCCCUGAACUGAUGACAGCGGCAAAGUUUCUGUUGAUGCGCUCGAUCAUCGAGAUCUGUCAGGAGGUAAUUAAGCAAUCAAACGUACAGAUUCUGGUUCCUCCCUCACGAGGGGACCUCAGUUUGUUUCGCACCUCUGGGGGAAGCGAGCUAGGCUACCCGUUGCCUUUGGAUAUGUCGAACGGGGCCGGGUUGGUAACGAAUGGUUCCAUGUUUGGUAGUAAUGGACAGACACAUGAUGUUGAUGGCAGCCAUGCCAGUGGUCCGGUUUUGUCGACUGGCAGUUCCCAGUCUGCCUUGCCAGUGCUGCAGACUGUCGACAGGCUACCUGUGACUCCACCAGAACUGACCGGGAACCAUUUUCAAGGAGGUAAUUCAGGGUCUGGUAACAAGAGAGGCAGAGGGAGACCAAAGAAAGUACCAGCCAUGGAGCCUUCACUUUUUAAUCACAGCGUUCCUAAGGACCUCGGACUUUUCCCCUGCGGAAUUUGUGGGAAGAUAUUUACAGAGGCAGUGCGUUUGCGAAAUCACGAAGCACAGCAUGCUGCAUCUAGUGGUCUGCACAGCGGCGGGGUCAACAACAGCGGGGACAGCUCAGUUGGUGUGGGCGGCCCAACCCUGUUACCUCAUGCCCAGUCAGGGCUACUGGAGAAUGGACUGGUCCUGCACGGUGGCGUGGAUACAAGUCGCAAAAGGGAGAGAACGAGACGUCAUGUCGGUUGUGACAUUUGCGGGAAGGUAUUUCGCGACGUGUAUCACCUGAAUCGACACAAGCUGUCUCACUCUGGUGAGAAGCCAUAUGCCUGCCCCGUGUGUGGCCUACGGUUCAAGCGGAAAGACAGAAUGUCUUAUCAUGUGCGUUCUCACGACGGCUCCGUGGGCAAACCAUACGUCUGUCAAAGCUGCGGGAAGGGCUUCUCCAGACCUGACCAUCUGAAUGGACACAUCAAACAGGUCCACACAUCCGAGAGACCCCACAAGUGCCAGAUCUGCAAUGCCUCCUUUGCUACUCGGGACCGCCUGCGCUCCCACUUGGCCUGCCACGAAGACAAAAUUCCAUGCCAGGUGUGUGGGAAGUUCCUGCGGGCUGCUUACAUGACCGACCACCUCAAGAAACACAGUGAGGGUCCACAUAACUACUGCAGCAUAUGCAACAAAGGUUUCUCCACUGCAUCCUACCUUAAGGUGCAUGUAAAAACGCACCACGGCUCUUCUCUGCUACCUGCUGCCGCCGCGCACUCCUACCCUGAGCCCCGUGAGCCCCAGACGCACAAUGGUGCCCCCUACCACUCAGGACGCCAGUGCGCAGUGGAAGACCUAUGUACCAAUCGCCGGCUGCUGGUCGCAUUCCCGGAGGCGGAGGGCCGUUUUCGCGGGCUCGCUGGGCCCCCAGUGCUGCCUCCGCCCUGUCCUCCCAGCCUGGGCCUGCAGCCUGAGCUGCUACUGGGCAAACCAGGUGGGGCUCCCUAUUUCUGGGAGUGUCGUGCUGCCGGGGCACCGGGCUUCCCCACCCAAGGGCCCCUCGCAGACGGGCAGGAGGAUGCAGAGAAGUGCCCUCACCAGGACUCUGAGAGCUCAGAUGCCUCAUUUGGUGAUCUCUCUGAUGGGGGAGAGCUAAAGUCCCAGCACAAGGCAGAGGAGGAUGGGUUGGGGGGGUUUGCCUGUAGUAGUGGUGGCAGCCGGGGCCCAGCUGCGGGGGGCAGCAAACACAAAGGUGACUCUGACAAGAAGCAUCCCUGUACCGAUUGUGGCCAGGCCUUUCGCUCCAAGUCCUACCUCAACAAACACCUGCAGCGGGUGCACGGUGGAGGGGUGCUGAAGGGGGGUGCUCUCGGAGAGCUGGCCCCCUCCCUGGGCGCUCCCUUCUCCCCCCAACAGAACAUGUCCUUACUGGAGUCCUUUGGCUUCCAGAUCGUCCAGUCAGCCUUUGCAUCCUCGCUAGCUGACUCUGAGGCUAGCCAUAGUGGCAUGGGUAUGGGGAACAAGUGAGCCGGGUCAGGGCACACACCAUUCAUGCCAUUGCUGGGGUCUUUCCCAAGACUACUCUCUGAUGUCCAUAACUCCUCCGUUGCUCUUCUGUACCUCUGUCUUCCCCCAUUAUUUUAUCCUGGUUUCUAAAGUGUAUGGCUAACAGACUGUGUGAUUAUGGAAUAUUUUUUUUUACUAUUGUCAGAGCAGAAUAAAAAAUGUACAUAAAUACAUUCAUAUAUUUUCUUGUUAAUUUUAAACAGCCAGUGACAUUCUUAGGUCUGUUUCCCAAGUAUUGUGUAAAGUAAUCUUUGCAACACACUAAAACAACACAGCUGUAAUUACACUGAAACAUGCAGCCAAAACUGUAUACUACAUCCAUAUGGAUCUCAUGGAUGCUCAUCUGCUCUGGUACCUGCUGUGUAUGUCUGUGUGAAUAAGUGUGACAAAGAAAAUUAGAGGGCGAGAAGGGUUUAGCCUCUGUCCUCAUUCAACAUUUUAUGGGCAAUGCAGAUUAUACCAUGGAACUAUUGAACCAUAAGUAUUUUAACUUCAAGUAGUUAACCCAUACAAAAUUGAGGUUUCAGUCUGAUGGGGGUGAAAUAUGCUCCCUCAGAUACACACACGUCUGGUAAGAGUGCACUUUUUAUGUAUUAAGUACUACAGUGGUACUCUACAAAUACAAAGGGGGACAUUUAGAAUUAAGUGUUUAUAGCCAUUGGGGAUAGAAUGGUGAAAAAAACAUUACAUUAAAGCAACUUAUCCAAACUACACUGGCAUGUUUCCAUGAAUCAACCUAAGAAAAAAAUUUAUCUGCAAGUCCACCAAUAGGUGAGACACUGAUUGAGUUACCACCAAGACCUCAAAGUCUCCUGAAGACAUGGAAUCCAACAAAUAUAUUAUUGGAGAAGAGAUUCUAGCUCUGCACUAAAUGUAAAAAUAUACAUUUAUGGCUCUGUUGCAAUUGCCUUUGUUCAGUGUAUUAGGAAAUGGUACAGGUGUACAACCAUUGGAUCAUCACAGGUGCUGAGUACAACGGUGCGAUGUGGGAGUGAAAUGAAGAUCUGCAUGCUGUCUCAUAUUUUCAAAAAUGUUUCAUGGACAAAAAGCAAAUGUUCAACUUGUAAGGAGACCACACAAAGACCUCUGGUCAAAAGGUCAUCUGUUCAUUAAAUACUUCAGGAAGCAUCAAACAAUAUGUAGAAGCUCAUUUCUCUCCUACUUUGCUUCUAUUUAUAUAAAUAUGAUCACUGAACAUUUAUUUUACAUUAGGUAACAAGUGUCACCUAAUGUGAAAUAAACAAGGAAUGUGCAGAGGGACCAAUUAUAAGCUUGACAGUUAGAAGUGGUGAAGAUCUAGACGUAUUGCUGAAUCUUACUGACCAGACAGAAAGCAGUUUGCUCAAGAAUACUUUUGAAGAUGUAUGAACUAUGUGAAAUGCUCUUAAUUAUGCCUUGUUCUGUACGUCUGCCACUCCUGGAGAGAAUGUGUGAGAGAUGGUCCAGAAGUCCAGAUAACCAGAAUAUUUACAUAGUUUCCUUUAAGUUGGCAAAAAAGAAUUUUCUGCUUGUUGUA
Megalops cyprinoides (Indo-Pacific tarpon) is the source of this 4272-nucleotide messenger RNA. It is a transcript of the gene patz1, whose product is annotated as POZ/BTB and AT hook containing zinc finger 1. Gene Ontology annotation, cellular component: nucleus. Gene Ontology annotation, biological process: regulation of cytokine production; regulation of immune system process; negative regulation of transcription by RNA polymerase II. The record is from RefSeq and is a predicted model, not a curated record. NCBI's taxonomy places the organism in Eukaryota, Metazoa, Chordata, Actinopteri, Elopiformes, Megalopidae. The transcript has 6 exons. The coding region runs from base 402 to 2717 and encodes 771 amino acids. Gene Ontology annotation, molecular function: DNA-binding transcription factor activity, RNA polymerase II-specific; RNA polymerase II transcription regulatory region sequence-specific DNA binding; protein binding.